Molecule: messenger RNA, 3640 nt
Organism: Eptesicus fuscus (big brown bat)
Lineage: Eukaryota; Metazoa; Chordata; Mammalia; Chiroptera; Vespertilionidae
Gene: PGAP1
Product: post-GPI attachment to proteins inositol deacylase 1
Exons: 27
Coding region: 115-2883 (922 amino acids)
Biological process (GO): GPI anchor metabolic process; endoplasmic reticulum to Golgi vesicle-mediated transport
Cellular component (GO): endoplasmic reticulum
Molecular function (GO): phosphatidylinositol deacylase activity
Source: RefSeq, a predicted model, not a curated record
CCGCGCAGGCGCGCGCGGCGCGGGCUCGGCUGGGCUCCGGCGGAGCGUCCAGGCGUCCGGGGCGCGCGCGGUCCGGGCUGGGCGCCCGGCGUUGGCGGCACCGGCACCGGCACCAUGUUCCUGCACUCCGUCAACCUGGGGAACUUGGCGUUUUACGCCUUCAUGGUGCUCAUGGCCACCCUGGGGCUGUGGGACGUCUUCUUCGGCUUCGAGGAGAACAAGUGCAGCAUGAGCUACAUGUUCGAGUACCCCGAGUUCCAGAAAAUAGAACUUCCAAAGAAACUGGCAAAACGCUAUCCUUCAUAUGAAUUAUAUCUUUACGGAGAAGGGUCCUACGCUGAAGAGCACAAGAUCCUCCCUUUAUCGGGUAUCCCAGUUCUCUUUCUCCCUGGGAAUGCUGGAAGUUAUAAGCAGGUGCGGUCCAUCGGCUCCAUCGCGCUGAGGAAAGCCGAGGACAUUGACUUCAAGUACCACUUUGACUUCUUUAGUGUGAACUUCAACGAGGAACUGGUGGCCCUGUAUGGGGGAAGCCUCCAAAAGCAGACCAAGUUCGUGCACGAGUGCAUCAAAGCCAUUCUCAGACUCUAUAAGGGUCAAGAAUUUGCUCCAAAAAGUGUGGCGAUAAUUGGUCAUUCUAUGGGUGGCCUUGUUGCAAGGGCAUUGCUCACACUGAAAAAUUUUAAGCAAGAUCUGCUGAAUCUUCUUAUUACACAGGCCACCCCGCAUGUGGCUCCCGUGAUGCCCCUAGACCGGUUCAUUACAGAUUUUUAUAUGACUGUAAACAACUAUUGGAUUCUAAAUGCUAGACACAUAAAUUUAACCAUGCUUUCUGUAGCUGGAGGAUUCCGGGAUUACCAAGUUCGUUCCGGACUGACUUUUCUACCAAAGCUAAGCCAUCAUACCAGUGCCUUAUCUGUUGUGAGCUCAGCAGUGCCUAAGACCUGGGUCUCCACAGACCACCUCUCCAUUGUGUGGUGUAAACAGUUGCAGUUGACUACAAUUCGAGCCUUCUUUGAUCUGAUUGAUGCUGACACUAAGCAAAUAACUCAAAAUCCCAAGAAGAAAUUGUCGGUUUUGAAUCACCACUUUAUAAGACACCCAGCAAAACACUUUGAGGAAAAACCAGCAAUAAUUUCUGACUUAACAGUGACGCCGCUGUGGGUUCCGGUCAAAGUGUCAAAGUGGACCUAUGUGGCUUACAAUGAAUCUGAUAAAAUAUAUUUUACAUUUCCUCUUGCAAAUCAUAGAAAAAUCUACACUCAUGCCUAUUGUCAGAGCACCAUGCUGGAUACAAAUAGCUGGAUUUUUGGCUGCAUAAACAGCACGUCUAUGUGCCAGCAAGGGGUGGACUUAUCAUGGAAAGCUGAACUGUUGCCAACAAUUAAGUCUCUGACGUUAAGACUCCAAGACUAUCCAUCUUUGUCUCAUCUUGUUGUUUAUGUGCCAUCUAUCCAUGGAAGUAAGUUCGUUGUAGAUUGUGAAUUCUUUAAAAGAGAGACAAGAUCCAUACAGCUUCCUGUAACGCAUCUUUUUUCCUUCGGAUUAUCUUCAAGGAAAGUGAAAUUAAACACAAGCGGCCUAUUCUAUAAUGUAGAGCUUCUGAACUUUGGACAGAUAUACCAAGCUUUUCAAGUCAACGUAGACAGCAAGUGCUCAGGAGUCAAAGAAGAAAUAACUAGUAUCUAUAAACUUCACAUACCCUGGUCUUAUGAAGAUUCACUAACCAUUGCACAGGUCCCAUCUUCAACAGAAAUUUCUCUGAAACUCCAUGUUGCCCAGCCAGACAAUGACAGCCACGUAGCAUUGUUAAAGAUGUACACGUCUUCCGACUGUCAGUAUGAGGUGACGAUUAAGACUUCCUUUCCGCAAAUACUUGGGCAGGUCGUUCGAUUUCACGGCGGAGCUCUUCCUGCUUACGUUGUGUCGAGCAUCCUUCUUGCUUAUGGAGGACAGUUAUACUCCCUUUUCUCAGCAGGUCAUUGCUUAGAAUAUGCUACUAUGUUGGAUAAAGAAGCCAAACCGUACAAAGUUGAUCCUUUUGUAAUUAUGAUUAAGUUUCUGUUGGGGUACAAGUGGUUUAAGGAGAUGUGGGAUGUCGUGCUGUUACCGGAGUUAGAUGUCAUCGUCCUGACCAGUCAGAGCAUGUGUUUCCCGCUGGUCUCCUUGAUCCUCUUCCUGUUCGGAACGUGCACGGCCCACUGGGGCGGCCUGCUCUCGUCCACAGCCGUGCGGCUCCUGGCCUCGCUGUGGCUCGCCUUGAAGAGGCCCUCUGAACUUCCGAAAGACACCAGGAUGCUCUCGCCAGACCUGCCCCUGUUGACCGCUGUUCUGAUCCUAAUCAGUUGGGCGACGUGUGGAGCCUUUGCCAUACUUCUCACCUACCUUUACUACGUGUUCAAGAUUGUUCAUCUGCAAGCCAGUGUAACACAUUUUAAAAAUAGCCCAACUGUGAACCCGAAACACUCUCGGAGGAGUGACAAGAGAUGCAACCAGCACAAGGAGGCGGCGGCUCACCCGCCCCGCCUGUCGGUGGGUGAAGCCGAGGACAGCCUGCGCAUGCACACCACCGUGGCCACGCUGCUGGCCUGGGUCGUGCUGCUGUGCGUGCCCUCGCUCGUCUACUGGCUCAAGAACUUGCGGUAUUACUUUAAACUUAAUCCUGAUCCAUGUAAACCUUUGGCAUUUAUCCUUAUUCCAACUAUGGCAAUUCUUGGAAAUACUUACAAUGUUUCAAUAAAAUCAAGUAAGUUGUUGAAGACGACGUCCCAGUUCCCGCUUCCUCUGGCUGUCGGUGUGAUUGCUUUUGGGUCCACACACCCGUACAGGGUCCCCUGCUUUGUCUUCAUCCCGCUCGCACUCCACGCCUUGUGCAACUUCAUGUGAGGGAGGACGUGGGCAGCGAUGAGUAUGACCUUUGCCCUUGGGCUCAGUGGUCAGAGGCACCGCGCAGACCCGUCACCGUGGACAAGACCCUUGGGAGCGGACGCGUCUGUGUUUCCAGCGCUGGGAACAGGAGAUGAGUGUUGUGAUGCCUGGGGCGGCGUGGGAGCGUGGUUUUGUUUUGUGGUGUGGCGUCUGUGAGCUGGUCGCUGGUUUUUAACUCGUGAAACGACAGGGUGGACGCGGUCUGUAGGCCUGUGUGCGUGUCAGCUACUCCGACUGGCCACGCAGGUUGGGAUGGUCUGCUAAACACUCGGAUAAGGUGGCGCUUUCUGCUCAUUUUAUCAAACUUCCUCCGGAGAAGUGGGUUACUUUGUAUGUGCCACAGUACUCCGUUGUGAGAGAAGUCCUAAAAGAUGGAUGAAGUUCACAGCUGUGUGGUUUCUCAAAAAUGAAGUGGCCGUGGAGAGUCUUCGGUCAGUUUUCAGCAGCUACGGCAAACAGCACAGAUCUUUUCUUUUUUUCUUACGUCUGUGGAAAUACACCUUUUUAUCCUAAGGAGGCACGUUUCCUUAGAAACCAGUGCAACACUGAUGGAUGGAAACGUCAUUCAAACUCAGAACGUAACGAGAUUUUCUUGUGACUUUUCAAAAUGCAGAUCUUGGUUUUUUUUCUUAGUGAGUGUGAGGACACGAUAGCAGGUCCGUGUUCAAUCUAUGCCACUUGAUUUACCAGUGUAGCCAUUGACCAUGGCCGCCCA